This is a messenger RNA of Scylla paramamosain (green mud crab), 3349 nucleotides long. RefSeq names its product glutamic acid-rich protein-like. The transcript has 2 exons. The record is from RefSeq and is a predicted model, not a curated record. Lineage: Eukaryota; Metazoa; Arthropoda; Malacostraca; Decapoda; Portunidae. Bases 186 to 3164 code for a protein of 992 amino acids.
UCUCCCAGCCACCCUCUCACCAGCCCACCCUCUCCCAUCGCCCAGACCUCACUCCUCUCUCGCAUUCACAAGGAACCGCGUGGACUCUCUCCUCUCUCAGUCACUCUCCCGCCGCAGCUGCCACACCCUUUCUCUCCCAGCCUUAGGGCGUCUUGCAAGGCGUGUCCCUCCCCUCCUUCCCCACCAUGGAGGAUCCCCUGGCGAUAACUACAGUGAACGGCGACCAAGGGAUGAAUGAAGAUCAGCUUAUACCCAUUGAAGACGACCCAAUCUUACUCAUGAAGGAUAAACCAGUGAGGGAUGGCGGGGACGUGAGUGAGGACCAAAAGUCAGCGGUGGAUGACGGUCAAGUAAUCGCUCCUGUGGGUGUGGGCGAUGCAAAGAACCGUGGAUUGGUUGACGCAGACUUAAAGGGUGAUCAGAAGAGCGUGCCAGUCACCGCUACGACCGCCAGCGAGCACGUAUCAGCCCUCAGCGAGGACUUGUGUUCAGCGCUUGGUGGCCUCCGCAUCACUGUAGAGAACUCAGAACAGUCCCCACUUCAGGAUAAGACAGAGGACACGCAAAGCCAAGUAGAGGAAAACCAACAGUCCCCACUUCAGGAUAAGACAGAGGACACGCAAAGCCAAGUAGAGGAAAACCAAGUUGGUGAUGCUGAGACACAAGCAGAGGAGGUCGUAGCAGCAAACCUUGAGGAUCUUCAGAAGGACCUAGGUGGGCCCCUCACGCCUUCAGGCAAAGACGAGGAGCUGACGAAGGACGUGGAAGAAGCGACCAAGGAGGAGAACCCGCAGGAAGAGAAGCAGGUGGUAAACAUUGAGGAGAAACAAGACAUAGAAGUGAAUUAUGAUGAUUACGUGGAAAAUGCAGACAGUGGGAGCACGCAGGUGACAGUGACGGAAAAUCUGGUGGUGGAACACGUGAACAUUGAACUCAGAGAACAGGUGGAAGUGGAGCAAGUGAUAACAGUGAAGGAACUUGAUAAGGAUGGAGUGAAUGACACGGAAACGAACCAGAGCGCGGAGGUGAUAACGGGAGAUAACCUAACAGAAGUGAAGCACAGUGAAGACGACACACAAUCAGACCAAACGAAAACGGAAGACGUGGAAACUGAUAGGAUAGAAAACGAGACAAACAUGGAAACUCAAAAAAACGAGGAAGUGACUGACCAAACCAUAAAAAAAGACGAACUAAGCAUUAAGGAACAGGAAAGCGCCCACGUACCAGAACUAAAGAACCACAAGAACAAUACGGGGGAAGAGGAGCAUGACGAAGAGGAAGUGCAGACGGGAGGGAGAAAAGAAAACGGAGAUGAAGCGGACGAAAACAGUGACGAGGAGGGACCUGCGCUGCCUACCUCACCUCCGCCCUUACAGCAGACAUCUCCUGAACUCCGUGGCCGCCCCUCGUCAGCUGGACUAGGCAAGGACCGCACCAGCUGGCUCUACGCGCACAUGCUGAAUGAGACACAGAGCGACGACGAGGACGAGACAGAGAAAACGGAGCAGGAGGCAGAGAAAGUUGAUAAAGACGCAGAGGAGAAAGAUGAUUCCGCUGAACAGGAGAUCAAGAAAGAUGAGGAAGUGAAGGAGGAAAUUAAGAAGGAGGAGGAGGUAACGGGGAAUACAAAGACAGGAGAAGAAGAAACGGAAGAAGAAAAGAAAGAUGAAGAAAAAGAAGAGGCAAAGGAAGAUAAGGUAACGGAAGAAACGAAGGAAGAGGAAGUAAAGGAGACAGAGAAGAAAGAGGAGGUGGAAGAGGAGCCGGAGAAAGAAGAGGCGGUGAAAGAAAAGACAGAGAAGGAAGAUGAAGUGAAGGAAGAGGAGGCAAAAGAGAAAACAGAGGAGGAAGAGGAAGUGAAAGAGAUAGAGAAGGAAGAGAAAGUAGAGGAAGUAAAGGAGGAGACAGAGAAGGAAGAGGAAGUGAAAGAAGAGAAACAGAAUGAAGAUAAAUUGAAAGAAGAGGCAGAGAAAGCAGGUGAAGUGAAGGAAACAGAGAAAGAAGAGAAGCAGAAUGAAGAUAAAUUGAAAGAAGAGGCAGAGAAAGCAGGCGAAGUGAAGGAAACAGAGAAAGAAGAUGAAACGAAGGAAACAGAGAAGGAAGAUCAAAUUAUAGAAGAGAAAGAGAAAGAAGAUGAAGUGAAGGAAACAGAGAAAAAAGAGGAAGUGAUGGAAGAGAAAGAGAAAGAAGAUGAAGUGAAGGAAACAGAGAAGGAAGAAGAAGUGAUGGAAGAGACAGAGAAAGAAGAAGUAAAGGAAACAGAGGAAGUAAAGCAGGAGACAGAAAAAGAGGAAAUUAAAGAGACAGAGAAACCAGAGGAAGCGAAGGAGGAGAUAGAGAAAGCAGACGAAGAGAAGGGAGAGACACCGAAGGAAAAUGAAGUAAUGGAGGGCAAAGAGAAGGAAGAGGAAAAAGACGAGGACACAGGAACAGGAGAUAAAGAGGAGGAAACAAUAACGGAGGACACAGACAAACAGAAACAAACAGAAGACUUACAGAAACAGGAACCAACAACAGAGAACUUGCUCAAACUGGACACAGACGAAGAGGAAGCACAAAAGGAAGCAACAGAAGAAAAACAACCAUUAACAGACACCACGAACCAGCAGAAGACUCCGGCAACAGACCAACAAACACCCGAGGACCCGCAGACCGUUACCACAACAGAUGCAGAUAAACAGGAGGAUCGAGUCGAGAAACAGGAAUUACCGGAAGUUCAAAGUGCCCCAACAGACGAAGAGAAACAAGAGGUAGUGGCAGACGAGACGCAGACACCGUUAACAGAUAAAGAAGAACACCCAACAGUAACAGCCCCAGUAACAGAAAAAGAACCAGAACAAGUAGCAGAAACAAAGCAGGAAGGUUCAACAGACAAAGAGGAACCAACGGAAAAGAAACAGGAAGACAAGGAGACCGCGGGAGCUGAGAAGAAAACGGAGCCGGAAGCAACUGAAACAAAUGACAAACAGGAUGCGCAGAAGGAAGACAAUCAAGGAAAACAGGAGGAAGGCAACGGUUCAGCGGAGGAACAGGACACAGCAGCGGGGGAGAAGAAAGGCGCAGCUACUGAAGGAGGCGCAGAAGGAGUAACAACAGGAGACGAUGCCUUGGCGUACGAGUCUCUGCAUUCAAAGAAGUCGAAGAGACGUUGUGUGGUUAUGUAAGAGAGAGAGAGAGAGAGAGAGAGAGAGAGAAUGUGUAUAUACGAAAUUUUUAGCAUUAUUACCGAUUCUUCUUAUUAGUGUUCUUUAUUAUCAUCGUCAUCAUCGGCCAGUAAUGUUCAGCUUCAGUAUGAAUUAAGAUUUUUAUGCAUUUCUGUCUUUGAGUGUUAAUAAAGAGCUUCAAUAUA